GUGGAGCUGCCUCUGAGAGGAAUCUGAGCAUCGAUCAAGAAGAGACAGAGACACACAGAGUGGAGCUGCCUGACUGUACAGGGGAAUCUGAGCAUUGAUCAAGAAGAGACAGAGGCAGAGCGUGGACAACAACAUCAAAACAGAGAAACAAAAAUAAUCUGAAAACAAAAAGUUCCGCUGGGCAUCGCACACGAUGUUCUCAGACGGCUCUCCCAGGUUCCGGAAGCUGCACUUCCCGGUCGGGCUCUGGAUCAACAACCCCAAGAAACACUUCAGCAAGAGGAGGCCGAGUGCAGGGAGUGAGAAGAGGGGGGGAGGGGGUGGGUGCAGCAGCCCCCCUGGACUGAUAAAGAUUUAUGGAGACGCCCUGUCGAUGGGGGCAAACUAUAAAAGCGUACUGGCGACCAAGAGCGCCACAGCCGGAGAGAUCGUGGCAGAUUUUAUUAACCGUUACGGACACAUGCUGCGGAGGAGAGGAGAGGGGGAUGAGAGAGGAGAGAGGGGAGGAGAGGGAGAAGGUGGAGAGAAGAGAGAGAGAGGAGAGGAGGACUGUGUGUUGUCAGCGAGUGACUUUGUGUUGUGUGAUGUCAUCGGGCGCCCCCUGGUGGAGGGACCGGGGGCAGAGUCGGGGGUCAGGGCCGGCUGGACGGCAGAGUGCCGGAGGGGCGUGGCCAGUUCGGAGCGCCCCCUGCUGCUCAUGGAGAUGUGGAGACCGAAGGAAGGGUUUGAGAGACGCUUUGAGAUCAGGAGGAGAGAGGAGUGCGAGAGAGAGGAGGAGAGGAGGAGGAGAGGAGAGGAGGAGGAGAACACUGCAGGUCUUGUGACCCGCAGGCUCCGCACAAUCCGGUCUCGCAUGGCGUCCGGGGGCGGGAUCGAAGAUAGUGGGCGUGGUCGGGAUGAGAAGGGGGCGGAGCUCCGGCGCAGCAUCAGCGACAUGCACCUGAGCGUGCGCCGUCGCCAUGGCAACCAGAGCGAGGAGCGCAAGCACGUGAAGAGCAUGAUGCUGGAUGAGGGGGAGGGCCUGGCUGACACUACAUCUGACUCGUUGACGGCUGGAUCAAAGGAGGUGGGAGGAAAGGAGGCAAGGGAAGGAGAGAGGAGAGGAGGAGGAGCAGGGGGGGAGGGUGAGAGGGGAAGCAGCUGCAGUGAUCUGGAGAAAUUGUCUCAGAGCCUUAUACUGCCCCCUACAGACCGGCCCUACUUCCUGCUACUGCAGGGCUACACUCAGAAAAAGGACUUCGUUCUCUACGUGAUGGCGGGACACACUCACAUUUUUGGGCGCACUCUAACACGGGAGAGGGGGAGCGAUAGAGAGAAGGAGAGGAGGAGGAGGGACAAGCUGAGGGUUGACACCUUCCUCUCAGCCCCUGACAUCCUUCCCAGGCACCUAAUGGUCCGCAGGGACUCAGCCCUCCGAGGACACGCUCCCUCUGCAGAAACAGCCCCUUCAGCAGCAUUGGUCCGUCCCUUCAGAGGUGGGGUCGUGACUCACAACGGGGCAGAGCUAGUGAGGGAGGCGGAGCUGAGGCCCGGGGAUGUGCUUGGGUUGGGCCAGCACUUCCUGUUCCUGUAUAAAGACCCGCGCUGUGUCUCGGCCCCCCUCCUCCCUGCCCUUCUCUCCCCCACGCGGUCUUCUCCCAGCCUCGUAGGGGCGCUGUGCUGCCAGGCGUGCGGUCGAUCGCAGACAGAGAGGCAGGCUCGCUUGAGGGAGUACCUUAGCUCCACACAGCCAGUGCUGAGAUACAGCACAGCACACGAGGAACAGCUACUCAGGGAGAUCGUUGAAAAGAACGGGUCACCUGACUCGGGGGCCGGGGCUCUGGCUCCUGCCUUCCUGCUGUCACUCUGCAUAGACCACGCCUCCAAACACCUGGACCCCACCCACCUGCCAGCCCUGCUGCUCAAAACAGCCAAUCUGGUGAAGGGACUUGUGUGGGACAAAAUCAAAGAGAUUGGAGACAAGCAACCAGAGAAUCAGGAGAAGAGCGAUGUGAGUGCGCUCAGCAUAGAGGCCCUGACCUCUGAACUCCGACCCCUCAUGUUCUGGAUGUCCAACGCCACUGAGCUGCUGAACUACAUCCAGGUCAAAGUUGAGGACAUGGAGCGAGACCUGGAGUUUGAGAGUUCGAGUGACCUGUCAGCUGACCUGGAGACAAGCUCUGAGGCGCUGGCUCUGCUUGAUGAUGUCAUCAUGUACACGUUCCAGCAGUGCGUCUAUUACCUCACCAAGACUCUGUACUCUGCUCUCCCAGCUCUGCUGGAUUCAAACCCCUUCUCCCUGCCUUCUCCCUCCGCUCUUCCCCUGGACCCCUCUCCCCUGACCCCUGACCUGUCCCUGAUGCCAGGGGGCGUGGCCCGGGUGCUGGAGGUGUACCUGUCAACACUGGAGCUGACACGCGCCUGUCAACUGCACCCCGACCUCGUCUCUCAGACAUUCGGGUACCUGCUGUUCUUCAGCAAUGCCUCGCUGUUCAAUACACUCAUGGAGAGAGGUUCUGGUUCAGAUUCGUUCUUCACCUGGUCUCGCGCAGUUCAAAUCCGGACGAAUCUGGACCUGGUUCUGGACUGGCUCCAGGGGGCAGGGCUCGGUGACAUAGCCAAUGAGUUCUUCCGCAAGCUGUCAAUCACUGUCAACUUCCUGUGCAUCCCCAAAACCCGCCUCAUACAUUCUAGCUGGUCUUCUCUCCAGGAGGAGUACCCCUUACUAAGCCCCGCCCAGCUGAAUCACCUGCUGCGACACUAUAGGCUGGGAGCCGGCAGGGAACCGCCCACUUCCUGGCAGCCUCCUGAAGAUUCCAAUCUGAGCUCAGAUAUCUUCGAGAGUUUCCUGGAUCACCCCCCUCUGAUCCUGCCUAAUGAGGUGUCUCGGCUGGGGUUGGGAGAGCCAAUCACAUCGCAGGAGCUGUUGCAGGAAGUGCAGAGGAUCCGAGCCUUCCUAUUGGACCUGGAACAGGAAGCCCUGCCGGCCAAUCAGAGGAUACAGCUGUGAGGAGAGAGCCAAUCAUAGAGCAGUUAGCGACAGAGGCAGCCAAUCAGAAAGGAGAAGUUGGAUACAGGGGAUUCUGGAGAUAAAGGGAGGUGUCCGUCUGUCUGCCUGUACAUCUGUCCGCCUGUCUGUCACAUGUCAUACAUUUCAACAUGUAUCUGGAGAAGAGCUGAUCCCAUUGGCAUGACACUAGCUAUCAACAUUAUCUAGAGAAGAGCUGAUCCCAUUGGCAUGACACUGGCUAUUAACAUUAUCUAGAGAAGAGCUGAUCCCAU
Molecule: messenger RNA, 3261 nt
Organism: Polyodon spathula (Mississippi paddlefish)
Lineage: Eukaryota; Metazoa; Chordata; Actinopteri; Acipenseriformes; Polyodontidae
Gene: rasip1
Product: Ras interacting protein 1
Exons: 16
Coding region: 194-2989 (931 amino acids)
Biological process (GO): regulation of GTPase activity; angiogenesis; negative regulation of Rho protein signal transduction
Cellular component (GO): cell-cell junction
Molecular function (GO): GTPase binding
Source: RefSeq, a predicted model, not a curated record